Messenger RNA from Leptopilina heterotoma, 2046 nucleotides. RefSeq names its product lipid droplet-regulating VLDL assembly factor AUP1-like. The record is from RefSeq and is a predicted model, not a curated record. Lineage: Eukaryota; Metazoa; Arthropoda; Insecta; Hymenoptera; Figitidae. Gene Ontology annotation, molecular function: ubiquitin binding. The coding region runs from base 218 to 1417 and encodes 399 amino acids. The transcript has 3 exons. Gene Ontology annotation, cellular component: membrane.
AAGCAAAUAUAACAUCACAGCUGAUUGUUGAAUAGAAAAGGUUAUUGAAUUUCAUGAAAAUUGCUGUUGAUUAAUACGAUAUUUCACUUCAAUUUUCGGGGAAAAUAAUAAUUCGUUCAUUGCCAAGUUAAUUUUUUUCCGAUAUAUAAUUAAUGACUCUAAGGUAAAACAUAGUUUACGGAUCAUUUAUUGGUGUAACAGAUGUUUGUCGUGAGAAAUGUCACAAAUUGAUAUUAAAGACUUAUUCGACGAAAGUAGAUUUCCCAGUGGCUGGAAACUAGUGUCUCUACUUCUGUAUGCUCCAUUGGGAUUGGUACUGGUCGUAAUUCGUCUAUUAAUUAGUCUUCAAAUUUGGAUAUUGGCGUCGAUUCUUCCAGAUUGUCGACCAUUGCGAGUAUAUCUACACAAUGGUCUUAGUCUAUCUUUUGGAAUUAUCGUUAAAAUUGCUCCCGACAGUGAGGAACGCGAUCCGGAUACAAGGAUCCUGAUAGCAAAUCAAAUAUCGACAAUGGAUCAUUUUGUGAUUCGUCGCGUUGCCCAAACAGUGACGCCAAGUGUUUGGGAACUUCCAAGUUCGUUGAGCGAGGCGUUAGGUGUGCACAAAAUGGACAUGAGUAGUAAAAAUGUUUUAAUGGAAAAUAUAAAACAAAUUCUUGCUACAACAAAAUGUAAUAUUGCCCUGCAACCUGAAUUUGGUGCGACUAAUAAUCGUGUGGCUUUAUUGAAAUUUAAUUCAUGGCCAUUUGGAAUUGAAUCGUCGGUUCAACCUUGUGUCAUUAAAGCAAAAAGGCCUGAGUUUGUUGACGUGAGACUCACAUCAGUUGCAUCCACGAUAUGGAUCGAUGUUCUUUGGUUUCUCUUUGUACCUUACACUAUUUUCACAUUAAAAUAUCUUAAAGUUAAGAGAAAUACCGAUCAAGAGAUUCUUGUGCGAGAAGUCGAGAAGGAGAUCGCAAAUGAUCUUCAUCUACAAACAAGUACGCACACUAUUUCCGAUAAGAAUGAAUAUGAAAAACGUUAUCUUCGUGAAAAAAUGCAAAAUCGAGGAGCUCAAAGUAGAGGAGCUCAGAGCAGAGGUUCAACUUCACGUCAAGUUGGAAGUGUUGAUAUGCUGCGAAUGGCUCAACGUGUUAACGAAGUACUUCCCAUGGUACCACGUAAUGUGGUUCUCCGCGAUUUGUUGAAAACAAGAAAUGCGGAAAUUACAAUUGCCAAUCUCCUUGACGGCAUAGUGACUUAUACACCGGAACAGUCGCCGCCGCCAAAUGUCCAGGAGAGUUCGGUGUCAAAGCACCCGAUACAAAUGACAAAAGGUAUUAAAGUGCCAGGUGCACUCUCCUUUCAGGAAAGAAAGGCAAAAAUGAUCGCGGAAGCACGCGAGAAAUAUAUUGAGAAGCACGGACUCAAAAACUGUUGAUGUUCUCCUCCCCCAGGGGGAAUGCAAAUUUUAAUACCAUCACCACUUAAUUAUUAAGGUAAAUUUUGAGAGAACAAAAAAAAGUUGUAUCAUACAUGUUUUUGUUGUAUAUGUAUUUACUUAUAUCGUAUCACAUGAAUACAAUUUUACUUCUAAUAAUAUUAUUUUACUGGAAAUCGAAGAAAAAAAACCUUAUCCUUCGCGCGAUAUUUAAUGACAAAAAUAUUAUUAUCAUAUUAUUGUUAACGCGAUUUCACGUUUUUUGGAAGACUGUUUUUAUGGAAGACUAGCAAUAGUUAUCCUACGAUUUUUUAGAAACUAAGAAAAACCAAUGCUGCCUAGAAAAGAGAGAAAAUUGUAUAGUCUUCCAAUUUGAAAAUUUUCAAUUUCUUUUUUAAAUCAAUUUCGUUACAAUUCAAUGAUGUACACAAUUCAUUUUUGUUUUUGUAUAUAAUUAAACAAUUUAGGUAGCAUUGGUUGAAUGUUAUUGAGAAGAAACAAAAAAAAUCACCUAUGAAAAAAAGAUUUUAAUAUUAUCCUGCACUUAAUUUUAAUUCACAUUGUAUCUUUUUUAAAGAUGGGUAUUUUAACAUCUACACUACUCGUCUCAAUAAAAAUUGUACAUUCAA